This is a messenger RNA of Vitis riparia (riverbank grape), 1856 nucleotides long. RefSeq names its product CRS2-associated factor 1, mitochondrial. Gene Ontology annotation, molecular function: RNA binding. The record is from RefSeq and is a predicted model, not a curated record. NCBI's taxonomy places the organism in Eukaryota, Viridiplantae, Streptophyta, Magnoliopsida, Vitales, Vitaceae. The transcript has 6 exons. Bases 41 to 1297 code for a protein of 418 amino acids. Gene Ontology annotation, biological process: Group II intron splicing.
UGUGGAGAGGGGAAGAGAGACCACAAUUCAGUCAUAGCCCAUGUUUAUCGUCACUCGAUUUUCCCGCCAAAUUCGACAGUCACACUCCGCCGCCGUCACGCUCUCGACGCGUCGCCUCUCCUCUUCAGCCCCUCCCUCUCCCUCUUCCAGGCUCCUCGACCACUACUCCUUCAAGUCCCCUGUCUCCCCCUUCCAAAACCCUAACCCUAAUCCUGAACCCUCUACCAAGAAGAAGCAAAAGCCGCCGUAUCGGCCGCCGUCGUCGCUAGAUCGGACAGGGAAGAAGCCGUUGCGCUCCGAUUUACCCUUCGAUUUUCGGUACAGUUACACUGAGAGCAGCCCGGCGGUGCGGCCGAUUGGGCUUCGGGAGCCGAAGUAUUCGCCAUUCGGACCGGGAUUGCUUGACCGGGAAUGGACCGGAGUUUGCGCGCCGGCGGUGGACCCGAAGGUGAGGUCGGUGGAUGGGAAGGAGGAUCCAAAGUUGGAGGAGAAGAGGAGGAGGAUGAGAGAGAAGACUCUUGGUGAGCCGCUUACGGCGGCGGAGAGGAAGAUUUUGGUGGAGAAGUGCCAACGGCAUAGAACUAAGAGGCAAAUUAAUCUGGGGAGAGAUGGUUUAACUCACAACAUGCUUAAUGAUAUUCAUAAUCAUUGGAAACAUGCUGAGGCAGUCAGGAUAAAGUGUAUGGGUGUCCCCACUGUUGACAUGAAAAAUGUGUGCACCCAACUCGAGGAUAAAACAAGUGGAAAGGUAAUCCACAGACAGGGUGGUCUACUUGUAUUGUAUAGAGGCAGGAAUUAUCAUCCCAAGAAGAGGCCUGUGAUUCCAUUAAUGCUAUGGAGGCCCCAUGAGCCCAUAUAUCCCAGGCUGAUAAAAACUGUUAUUGAUGGCUUAAGCAUUGAGGAGACGAAGGAAAUGAGAAAGAGAGGAUUGGCUGUUCCUGCUUUAACGAAACUUGCCAAAAAUGGUUAUUAUGGUAGUCUUGUGCCCAUGGUCCGAGAUGCUUUUCUCACCGAUGAGCUGAUUCGGAUAGAUUGUCAGGGCCUUGAAAGGAGAGACUACAAGAAGAUAGGCUGCAAACUUCGGGACUUCGUGCCUUGCAUCCUGGUGACAUUUGAGAAAGAGCAGAUUGUGGUAUGGAGGGGAAAGGACUAUAAGCCAACAGAGGCAGGGCAGUUCCCCAUAGAACGAGGAUCAUUUGAUAACUGGGACAGUGACAUGGUUGAUGGUGGAGAGCAACACAAGCGCUCAGAUGACAGCUGCAGCCAACUAGCCUUCUACUCUGGUGAUGAGGAGUAGUCGGCUCCUUCCUGCAAAUCACUGGCACCACUUCAUUGUCUGUUUGUUAGAAUGAAUGCCCAUGCUCUUCAAUCAGCAUAUUUGGAUUGUGUAUCAAACUUGGCGUUCAAGAUCCGACAUAUAGUGAAAAUGAGAGGCUACCCCUUUGUAUUUUUCUUCUCUUUUUUCUCUUAUAUUAGAUAUAUCCCCUUUUGGUUGUUGGAUUGUCAAAAUGAUACUCUCACAUGUUUGCAACAGAGUUCAGAAUAGUAGCACAUGCACUACUAUUAGUUUAAGAGUGGAUCUUAGAAAUUAUUAUUAUCCCUUUAUCUGUUUUGUUGUCAUAUGGUCGCGUAAACGAGAACCCGCAGGCAAACCCAUGUCCAGUCUUCAAUAUGGUGUUGAACAGACAACAUUUUGGAGAUGGCUAAAGCUUAAAUCCUCAGUACAGGUGGGAAUCAGACCGAUUUUCGGUUGGAUUUGGAUGGGCAUGAACUCUGUGUAAUGGCUUUGAUGAAAUUUACAAUUGAUCAGAUGAUGAAAUUAUGUGUUUUGUUUAUAUGAUUAUGUUUGAGUUGAA